Cetraspora pellucida is the source of this 182-nucleotide messenger RNA. The record is from the annotation of a GenBank genome assembly. Lineage: Eukaryota; Fungi; Glomeromycota; Glomeromycetes; Diversisporales; Gigasporaceae.
GUUUUAUUUCAAAAAAUAAAUCCUUUUAUGCAUUGCUGCAUUCAAAAACUAUCCAUUUUAAUGAUGAUCAAGAAACAAUUUCAAAUAAUGGGCUUGUUAAUAAUACAGUAGCCGUAGAAUAUUCAAAUACAAUUAAGAGUAUUGAUGAUCAAGAAACCUGUUCAAAUACAAGUACUGAGCUU